Molecule: messenger RNA, 1948 nt
Organism: Xenopus laevis (African clawed frog)
Lineage: Eukaryota; Metazoa; Chordata; Amphibia; Anura; Pipidae
Product: histone H4
Exons: 1
Coding region: 1587-1898 (103 amino acids)
Source: RefSeq, a predicted model, not a curated record
AAAAUUGGGAUUUAUUCGAGUUCCUGCAAAAAACGUUACGCGUUUCGGGAGUUAUCCCUUAGUCAUAGGUCAAGAGUUCACUUGUUACAACUGAAUUAUUUAUACACAAGGUGAUGACGCCCUCUAGUGGGCUAUCCAUAAAAUUCCAACUUUAUUUAGAUCCCUUAAAAUCUGAAACGAAGUGAAACAUAAAAACAUAUUAAAAGGGGAAUUUCCUGAAAACAGUGUUCAUUGGGUAAUUAAAAACCGAACAAACUAUCGAGACGGCUUCUGUAGCUGAAGUAGUACGGGUAUCCUGCCUCUCUGGUAAAAAUCACUAGCCACUAGAGGUCUAGAGUCCUUGCUAUUUAAAUGCGGCUUAACAGAUAUAUUCAAAUGCGGCUUAUCAGAAAUAUUCAAUAGAGGCCCUUAUAACAAACUUAUUAGAACAGAUAACUGAUAUCAUGUCUAUAAUUUAGACCAUUCGGGAUCCUUGUAUCCAAUUUAAGGAUCCAGAACGCCUCUCUGAGGUUUAAUUUGUGAAUGAUGUCCCCGCCUCUAAUGGGGACCCAUACUUUUUCAAUAACUUUCACUUUUAGGUCUUUUUGACCAUUAGGUGAACAUAUCUUAAAAUGUCUACCUACCGGAGUGUUCUCCUCUCCAUUAUUAAUACUUCUGAUAUGUUCUCUUACCCUUUCUUUCAGCAUGCGGGAUGUACAGCCCACAUACUGUUUGUUGCAAUAGCUGCAUUCCAGUAAAUAUAUCACGUUCCUCGUAUUACAAUUGUAGAAACCAGUGUUCUUAAAAGUCUGUCCUGAUACAUUAGAUUUAAAAUCAGGCCCGACUGAAACCACUUGACAUGUCUUACAGACGUUCGCCCCGCACUUGUAAGUACCCUUUACUCUUAACCAGUUCCCUGCCUCUUUAGAAGGAACUGAUGAAACUAAACUUUCAUUAGAUCAAGCGCACUCGUUCCAGUAAUGAAUGAGAAAAUAAAUUGUGGGGAUGGAAGAGAUCUACUAGAGAGAGAAGCAGUAAAGCCCAUGGAGUAGAUUCCGUAUUUGCUGUAGUUGUUGGGAGAGAAGAGGCCGCACAUUACUGGAAAUGAUACACGUUAUUGUGACACAAUGUUGUGCCUGGACAUUCUGUCCCCUCUGUAACACUAAAACCUUCCUUUACUCUCCUUUUUACUUUUGUUAUCUGCAAUUUUAUGUUUGAUACUUUAUGUGAAGUUAUCCAGGACUCAAAUGUAACUACGUCUGAAUGUGAUCACAAAUGAUAAAAUUAGAUUUGGAACUUCAAUAUAACACAAUGUGUAAUGUAAAUGCGACAGAAUGACACUUUUAUCGGAUAAAUACAAGUCAGAAUAUAAAGUGAAUGAGACACAUCUCAGAGGCUGUUUAGAAUUAUAAUUCCAUUCCUGAUGUAAAAGGAUUUGGAUUGAGUUCGUCAGAAUUUGAACGUGAAAUGUGAGAUUUAAGAUUCUGGGCGGUGCAUCUAAACUCCGCCUCUAUAGAGUGAGUUCUCUGUCAGGUCCUCUCCAGCUGCAUAUAAAGAGGUGGAGCGACCCUGAUGCUUUUCAUUGUAUUUCAAGAGCUGAGAAAAUAAUGUCUGGACGUGGCAAAGGAGGAAAAGGAUUGGGGAAAGGAGGCGCCAAGCGGCACAGGAAGGUGCUCCGGGAUAACAUUCAGGGCAUCACCAAGCCCGCCAUCCGCCGCCUGGCCCGGAGAGGGGGAGUCAAGCGCAUCUCUGGUCUCAUCUAUGAGGAGACUCGUGGGGUCCUCAAGGUUUUCCUGGAGAAUGUCAUCCGGGACGCCGUCACCUACACCGAGCACGCCAAGAGGAAGACCGUUACCGCCAUGGAUGUGGUGUACGCUCUCAAGCGCCAGGGCCGCACUCUCUACGGCUUCGGCGGAUAAAUCUCUUCCUUCCCACUAAUCUUAUACCCAAAGGCUCUUUUCAGAGCCGC